Owenia fusiformis is the source of this 1684-nucleotide messenger RNA. The record is from the annotation of a GenBank genome assembly. Lineage: Eukaryota; Metazoa; Annelida; Polychaeta; Sabellida; Oweniidae.
AUAUAAGUCAUUCAGAUGAAUUCAGAUGGCAUUUAAUCCAUAAACGCUUAUGAUUUAGUCAGUGCAUAAACAAAGGGACUUGUAAAAUGGCUCUUUCUAAUGUUAAAUCCUCCGUGCGAUCAUUUAACUUCGGACUUAUUCAAGUAAUUAAAACCAUGAACUUAAGUGUUACAAAGGGAACGAUGUUCAUGAUGGCAACUUUCUUGGUUCUGACAUUGGUACGAUUCUUGUUGUUCAGGUAUUUACAUAUAUUUCAAUCACAGAGACCAACUCACAAAAUGAGUUCUUACCAUAAGGAUUUGUACGGAUAUGGCCGUACAGAAAAUACUAUUUUGAAUUUGAAUGAUCAAGGAAUUGCAAACUCUAGAACAACACAGAAUAAAUCAAUUCAAUUAAAUAUAUUUCACUCUUCCACUGAAAGCUCCAAGGGAUGGAAACAUACAAAUAUCAACGACAAAUUAAUUACUAAUGUUAGACAAAAGAACAAAAACAAAAGUGAUAAAAACAAUAUUAAGAAUCUAACGCAGACUACAGAUGAACAUAUGACUGUAAAUGAUGGGAAUGUUAAGAAACGCGACACUGCUGCUAAAACAUCACAAAUAGCAGAACAGUUAGCCCUUCGUACCAUCCUAAACUCAGAGCAGAUGUGGUGGAAAAGAUUUGGACGUUUGGUCACAUAUUUCAAUUCCAAUUCCAAAAGAUGGUAUGAAAGCAGACAAACAUAUAUUCAUUCACAAAAUUUCUCAACCAUACCUUGUUACGCCAAAACAAAAAUUUUCAUAGAUUUUGAAAAAAGUAUUGCUAAUAUUGAAAAAGCCUUGGUAAAUGUUAAUUCCAAAUAUGGGCCGAUCAUUUUUCUCUACGCAGAUUCAGGACGAUUAGAAGAGCUUCUAAACGGGUGGUUGCUGGCUAAGUUUAUCGCCAAAAUGGAGCUUCAUAAUCUAAUUGUUGCGACAGAUGAUAUCAAACUUUGUCCUAUACUUUCAAAAUUGUCAAUAAACAUAAUUGCCAUCAACGCUAACACGACCAAAUUUCAGAAAAAUCAAAAAUAUGAGAUUUGGACUUACAGACUAAUCCUUUGGCGACUCCUUGAUCUCUUAUGGCUACGAUGUAUUCAACUUUGAUACGAAUGCGUUUGUUCUACACGAUCCCAUAGGUCAUGUUGAGAGAAAUUAUCCCAAUGCAAGCAUUGUUGCCUCUAUAACUAGUACAUGGCCAAAGAAUGUCCACAAAGAAUGGGGCUUUACUUUAAACACGGGAAAUGUUCUUUUCCGUAAGGAGCUGAAUCAUCAAGGUGAGAAUUCAUGACAGCAUUUUGUCUUUUAUUUGCUGCGAAAAAAUAUUCAAAAAUAAUAAUUUAAAAAAAGUAAAAGGUCUGCGAUAAAAAUAAUAGAAUGGCUUCUAGAGAACACUAUACUCCAAGUUUAAAAAUGUAUCAACUACAUGUAGUUUAAUUCCAUUUUUCAACGUCGAUGUAAAUCAGAUACACUUAAUGACACGAUGACAUUCGAAUGUGUAUUACUGUUUAAAUGAUGCACAUACAAUACUUAAUAUGGAUUAUUUGAAACAGGACCAAAUGUGGCUUUCUUAGCAUCUUGCAAAAUAGGUUUACCACCCACGUUAGAUAUCAAAAAUAACACUUAACGACAUUGUUUCAGAAAUGCAAAUUAAGGAGGGAUGAUGG